GAGGAAAAGAAAUCACAGAAAAAUAAUAGAGAGAAUGAUUUGCCUUUUAGUUCAAGUAAAUUAGCAAAGCCAAGCUAUAAAGGAAAUUUCAAAAAAACUGAGGGAAAACAAAAUGAAAAACAAUAAUCUUUUCCCCUCAAUUUUAUUUUGCCUUUUCUCUUCUUUUCUCUUCCCUUUCAUUUCUUCAACAACACCCUCAUGGCCGCCCAUGAACUCCAGCCACGCCGUCUCGACUGCCGCCCCGCCACCUCCGCCGCUGCAACUGCACAUUCUCGACCAACAUGUUGUGAUGGACAAUGGAAUAAUCAAAGUUAAUUUGUCGAAUCCAAAGGGUAUGGUCAAUGGAAUAGAGUACGAAGGGAUUGAAAACUUGCUUUCUCUGGAUAACGAUGAAGAUAAUAGAGGAUAUUGGGACAUCGUUUGGAAUUUGAAAGGAAGUUCAGGAACCAAGGGGAUUUUUGAUCGAUUGGAAGCAACAGACUUCAAGGUAAUUGUUGAAAAUGAAGAACAAAUAGAACUCUCAUUCAGCAGAACUUACAACAAUAAUUCAUCCACCGGAGGCAACCUCAUUCCAUUAAACAUCGACAAAAGGUUUGUGAUGCUUCGUAAUUCAUCAGGAUUCUAUACGUACGCCAUUUACGAACACUUGAAAGAAUGGCCUGCAUUUAACCUCGACAACACUAGAAUCGCAUUCAAGCCACGAAAAGACAAGUUUCAUUACAUGGCUGUAGCAGAUAAAAGACAAAGACUCAUGCCUUUGCCUGACGAUCGAAAGCCACCGCGAGGGCAAGCCUUAGCUUAUCCCGAGGCCGUGCUUCUUGUCGAUCCCAUAGAACCAGACUUCAAGGGAGAGGUAGAUGACAAAUACCAAUACGGCUGCGAAAGCAAAGACAGUCGGGUUCACGGGUGGAUAUCCACCGACCCACCCAUUGGGUUUUGGCAAAUCGCACCCACCGAGGAAUUCCGCUCCGGUGGACCCCUCAAACAAUUUCUCACCUCCCACGUCGGUCCCACAACCCUCACUGUUUUUCAUAGCACUCAUUACGCAGGAGAGGAUAUGGUUAUAAAGUUUGGAGAUAAUGAGCCAUGGAAGAAGGUUUAUGGUCCUAUCUUUAUCCAUCUCAACUCCUUGCCUGAGGGAGAGGAUCCACUUAGACUUUGGCAAAAUGCUAAACAACAGAUGAUGGCUGAAGUUCAAAGCUGGCCUUAUAGUUUUAUUGCUUCUGAGGAUUUUCCCAAAUCCGAUCAACGAGGCACCGUCAGCGGCAAAAUCCUAAUCCGGGAGAGAUAUGUGAGUGAUGAAUCUGUGCCUGCUAGUGGUGCUUAUGUGGGCUUGGCACUUCCUGGAGAACUUGGGUCUUGGCAAAAUGAAAGCAAGGGCUACCAAUUUUGGACAAGAGCAGAUCAGAAUGGAAGUUUCUCUUUGAAUAAUGUUCGGAGUGGAAAUUAUAGUCUUUAUGGAUGGGUUCCGAAUUUUAUUGGCAAUUACCAAUACAGUGCUUUCAUCGUCGUAACACCAGGCAGUGAUAUCAAAGUGGGUGAACUUGUUUUUGAGCCCCCAAGAGAUGGUCCUACAUUGUGGGAAAUAGGCAUUCCUGACCGUACUGCUGCAGAAUUCUACAUACCCGAUCCUAAUCCAAAGUAUAUCAACAAACUCUAUGUUAAUCAUUCAGAUCGGUUUAGGCAGUAUGGAUUAUGGGAAAGAUAUGCAGAGUUAUAUCCUGACGAGGAUCUAGUUUACACCGUCGGCCUUAGUGACUACAGAAAAGAUUGGUUCUUUUCACAAGUUACCAGGAAAAUAGGAGACAACAAAUAUGCCGGAACUACCUGGAAAAUCAAGUUCCAACUUGACAGUCCAGAUACUAAUGGAACAUAUAGGCUGCGUCUUGCAUUGGCCACUGCACAUGGUGCGGAGUUACAAGUCCGGCUGAAUGAUGCACAAGCACUUCCUCCAUUAUUUACAACUGGAUUGAUUGGAAAGGACAAUACUGUAGCUAGACAUGGAAUCCAUGGUCUCUAUCGACUUUACACGGUUGACAUUCCGGGUGGUGAGCUUGUGGUAGGCAACAAUACAAUUCUUCUUACGCAAGCAAGUAGCAACAGCCCUUUUGUGGGGAUCAUGUAUGAUUAUAUUCGUCUAGAAAGACCCUUAACAUCCAAAAUGUAAAUAAUUCAAUUGAAUUUUUUACAGACUCGUUCAAUAAAAAGUUCAUCAUAUCUUGACAAGGAAGUCUCGACUCUAUGUAUGUGCCUUUAUCGAUGAGAUGUUGAGGAAAUUAAGUGCCCAAUUCCUUGACUAUAAUAAAAUAAUUUUCUUUUCUUCUUAAAGUUUUAAUUAGGCAUGUUGAAGGAAUGAAGAGUUUGUGUUAUAAAACUCAAUAUUUACGAUGAUAAACAACUUAACUAUAAUAGUAAAAACUAUUGAAGUUUGUACA
This is a messenger RNA of Cucumis sativus (cucumber), 2435 nucleotides long. Its product is annotated as probable rhamnogalacturonate lyase B. Bases 113 to 2167 code for a protein of 684 amino acids. Gene Ontology annotation, biological process: carbohydrate metabolic process. Lineage: Eukaryota; Viridiplantae; Streptophyta; Magnoliopsida; Cucurbitales; Cucurbitaceae. The transcript has 16 exons. Gene Ontology annotation, molecular function: carbohydrate binding; catalytic activity. The record is from RefSeq and is a predicted model, not a curated record.